This is a messenger RNA of Chionomys nivalis (European snow vole), 2678 nucleotides long. RefSeq names its product cholesteryl ester transfer protein (gene Cetp). Gene Ontology annotation, molecular function: cholesterol transfer activity; cholesterol binding; phosphatidylcholine binding. NCBI's taxonomy places the organism in Eukaryota, Metazoa, Chordata, Mammalia, Rodentia, Cricetidae. Gene Ontology annotation, biological process: triglyceride metabolic process; low-density lipoprotein particle remodeling; triglyceride homeostasis. The coding region runs from base 50 to 1531 and encodes 493 amino acids. The transcript is spliced from 16 exons. Gene Ontology annotation, cellular component: high-density lipoprotein particle. The record is from RefSeq and is a predicted model, not a curated record.
GGCGUGCAGGCUGUCCAGCCAGGCCACUGGCCACUGCUGCUGGGGCAUCAUGCUAGCUGUCACGCUCCUGAGCCUGGCCCUGCUAGGAAAUGCCUGUGCUUGCUCCACCAGCACCUCGUAUGAGGCGGGCAUUGUGUGCCGCAUCACCAAGUCUGCCCUUCUGGUGUUGAACCAGGAGACAGCCAAGGUCCUACAAACAGCCUUCCAGAGGGCCUCCUACCCAGACAUCAAGGGGGAGAGGUCCAUGAUGCUCCUUGGCCGAGUCACGUAUGGUCUGCACAACAUCCAGAUCAGCCACCUGGCCAUUGCCAGCAGCCAGGUUGAGCUGGUGGAGGCCAGAUCUGUCGACGUCUUCAUUCAGAAUGCGUCUGCGACCUUCAAGGGGACCCUGAACUACGGCUACAAGGGCGCCUGGGGGUUGAACAUUGAGCAGUCCGUCGACUUUGAGAUUGAGUCGGCCAUUGACCUCCAGAUCAACACGCAGCUGACCUGUGAUUCUGGCAGUGUGAGGACUAAUGCCCCCGACUGCUCCAUCUCCUUCCAUAAGUUGCUCCUGCACCUCCAAGGCGAGCGCGAGCCUGGGUGGAUCAAGCAGCUUUUCACAAAUAUCAUCUCCUUCACCCUGAAACUGGUCCUGAAGGCACAGGUCUGCAAGGAAAUCAACGUCAUCUCCAACAUCAUGGCUGACUUUGUCCAGACCAGGGCUGCCAACAUCCUCUCAGAUGGAGACAUCGGGGUGGACAUCUCCUUGACGAGACCACCUGUCAUCACGGCCACCUACCUUGAGUCCCAUCAUAAGGGCCAUUUCAUCUACAAGAACAUCUCUGAGGAGCGCCCCCUCCCUUCCUUCUCACCCACGCUGCUGGGGGACACCCGAAUGCUCUACUUCUGGUUCUCUGAGCAAGUCCUCGACUCCCUAGCCAAGGUCGCCUUCCAGGAUGGUCGCCUCCAACUCAACCUGGCAGAGGCAGAGCUCAGGGCAGUGCUAGAGACUUGGCACUUCAACCCUAAACGGGAAAUCGUUCCCGAGCUGUUCAGUGGCUUCCUCACUAGCCCGGGCCAAGUCACCGUCCACUGCCUGAGGAGGCCCACAAUCUCCUGCCAGAACAAAGGUGUCGUGGUCAGUUCUCCUGUGGUGAUGGAAUUUCUCUUCCCACACAAGGAUGGGCAAGAUUCCGUGGCUCACACUUUCGAAGAGGAUAUUGCUGCUACCGUUCAGGCCUCCUACUCCAAGAAAAAGCUCUCCUUAAGCCUUGUGGAUUUCCAGAUUAAACCAAAGACUAUCUCCAACAUGGCUGAGAGCUCCAAAUCCAUCCAGAGCUUCCUGCAGUUGGUGGUCUCCACAGUAGGCAUCCCCGAGGUCAUAUCUCGACUGGAAGUGGCCUUGACAACCCUCAUAAACAGCAAAGGCCUGGACCUUUUCGACAUCAUCAACCCCGAGAUCAUCACUCGUGAUGGCUUCCUGCUGCUGCAGAUGGACUUCGGCUUCCCAGAGCACCUGCUGGUGGACUUCCUGCAGAGCCUGAACUAGGAGGUGUGACGGGGCUGAGAUCAGAAGCAUGUGCCCAGCUUACAAUGGAACCAGAACAUCGCAAUGCUGGCAUCUCUCGUGUGUGGCUCAGAGAGGGCAAGGAGAUGGGGACUGGAUCCCUGUUUCCCCAGUUAUUAAGGCUGCUGCCAUUAAAUGCUCUGUGCAGGAUCUGAGAAUGUCCUUCUUGGGAAGGGGAACAAGGGGGCAGAGGAUGGGAGGGACACACCUUACCCGUUAUGCCCAUGUGCCGAGCCAAUCUGUGACAGUGCCCUGUGGUAGGUGCCCCUGCUUGCAGCUCUCCAGAGCCAGCCUCUGUGGAAUAUGUUGACAUCGCCCCCACCCUCUAGCAACUGCUUUCCUAGCUCACAUGGUGUGCAUGCACCACCCUUGAUUCAGACUGCAAGCCCGAGGGACACCAAGUGGCCAAGGCAUAUAUAACACAUCCAUCCAUUUCUGCUUGAGCAAGGCCCAUACUCCUUCUGGAUACAGGGUAGGAAAGGUAACGUGCUGGGGGAUGUGAGGAGUUCAGAGAUUGGUGGGCAGAAUGCCACAAUGGCAGACUUGUCACAUUGAUACCCCGGGGUGCCACAAAAGUAGCAGGGACCCCACCUGAGAUGUCAUCAGGUUCUUCAGAGGGCGUACUCCAUUCUAGCAGGUCUCCACUCCCCCUACAGGGUACAAAGAAAGUUCCGAUUGGCUAAGCACUCAAGCCCUGACUGAGUUACUUUGUAGCAGGCUUUCAUACCAAGGAAGAUCACGCCCAGGGUGGAAGCCGUACCUGAACAUGCAUCUUCAUCUUCUAGGAGUCAGGGACAGAAGGGUUACUUAAGUCACAUCUUAAGGGCUGAGCAGGAACUUACUAAGGAGCCGCAUGAGAAAGGGUGCUAGAGCCAGAGGGGUCAUGAGGGGUCUGGAAGCAUUUGUUCACUCCCUAACUUAGUGACACAGUAAUCGCUUCAUUCCCUGGCCUCAUCAUUGUUGUCAUGUGUAGGGGAAGCCCCAGCCAAUCACCUUGCUUGUAGGGCGGGGUCCCCUGAGAAUAUUUUUUACUAAUAAAUAUUGUGGGUGUGCUCCCCGCCUUCCCUUCUGUUUCCCUGUUCUCCGUGGGAACCUCGGUUCUGUAAGUCUUUUCCUUAUUAAAGCUGAA